Notothenia coriiceps (black rockcod) is the source of this 1350-nucleotide messenger RNA. RefSeq names its product protein FAM161A-like. Gene Ontology annotation, cellular component: cilium. Lineage: Eukaryota; Metazoa; Chordata; Actinopteri; Perciformes; Nototheniidae. Bases 30 to 1049 code for a protein of 339 amino acids. The record is from RefSeq and is a predicted model, not a curated record. Gene Ontology annotation, biological process: cilium organization. The transcript is spliced from 3 exons.
AGGAGCUGAAGAGCGCACACCAGAAGAACAUGGCCGAGCUGGAGAGGAUGUACAUCGGCCAGCAUAGGGAGAGUCCUGCAGAGGAGGAAGAGGAUGGAGGAAGAGCCAACAGAGAGAACAGACUGUCUAUCAGCAGUGGCCCUGUCAGGAAACUCCAGAGGAUCAAUUCCCAGGAGGAGCUGGACUUCCACGACUCAUCGAGCGGUUCGGACCAAUCAGAGCUUUACGGAGCGAGCAGCACGGGGGAUCUGGAGCUGGAAAAUCCCAGAACAGCUGGCCAGGACCGAACCUUUGAGAGAGACUUCCUACUGAGCCCAGAAGAAAUGACGACCCAGAAGCAGUUUCGGUUUAAGCCCAAGGCCUCCUGUCCGAAUCCAAAGGGGAGAAUUUCACGUCCAACUGGGGUCAGGGUCAGGUCCAACUUCAACGUCACCGUGCCCAAACCCUUCCAGAUGAUGCUGAGAGAGGAGGAGAGGAAGAGGCACAAGGUGCGCACUCGCUCGGAGAUCCAGCUGGAGAACACUUUGCUGAAACGGGAGCUUGAGGAGCUCCAAGAGUGUCAGAAAAAGUUCAGGGCGUCACCAGCACCGGCGCACAUCCAUCAGCCGCUCUACGAAGUGAUCAGCCGUCGUCUCAGCCAGCGAUCCACCCGCAGCAAAGGAAGCAGAAAGAACACGAACAGGAACCAGAGCAUUGCCGAUGCUUCUCCACAGCCUUUCCAUUUCCUGGAGAGGGAGAGGACGAAGAGGGAGGCGAAGAUUGUUGCAGAGCUGGGGAACCUGGGGCUGAAAGAGGAACGACAGGCCUUUAAGGCGAGACCCAUGCCCAGCUCGGUGUAUGGAAGCAAACACAAGGCGAACAUCAAGACCACAAGCCGCCAGUUUACAGACAUCUGCACACAUCUGCACACGGAGGGUCAAAGGGACCCAAACUCUGACGCCUCUCCUGACUCCUGUAAGCCUCAGACAUGGCCCUCCUCAAAGCCAGUGAAGAAGCAGAUAGAGGUUUCCAUUGAGAUGGUGAAAGGAGAGGGAGUGGUGUCAGAUUGACUCGCUUAAAGCCAAAAACAUGUAGUGACCUCUGCAGCCAGGGACGGCUGAGCGCGUUAGGACUGACUGUAUCACUAUCAUAGACUGUGUUCAUAAAUAUAAGACAUAAGGGGGGGGGGGGUCUUCUGCACAUAGUGGGUGAUUAUAGGUUAUUAUUUAUUUUGCAUGUUGUAGCUGACAAAGUGGAAUGACACAUUGCACUGUUUCCCUAAAGAUGGGUUCAAUUAUUACUGUCAUCUUCUUCUUCUUUCUGUGUAUGUAAAAUGUGUCAAUGUACAAAUCUGUCAUUAAAAUUAUGUAC